AGUCCAGAGUCAUCUGGCAACCCAGCUCAACCCAGCUGGGCGACUGUAGGCUACCACGAUUGCUCAAGACGCUCAAAUGAACAAAAAUGAAUCAUUAAGCAGAUAUGGGCCUCUCGUCGGUGCGAUCGACGAGGGGACGAGCAGCGCAAGAUUUUUGGUUUUUGCAGCUGAUACAGCAGAAGUGUUAACGUAUCAUCAAGUAUCAAUACCACAGAUAUGUCCAAAAGAGGGAUGGGUUGAACAAGAUGCUUUAGAGAUAUUGAGAGCAGUUAGAGAAUGCCUCAAGCAAACCGUAUUUAACUUGAGGCAGUUGACGAUAGAUCCAGCUGAUAUAGUUGCAAUUGGUAUAACAAAUCAAAGGGAAACUACAGUUGUAUGGGAUUCUGUAACAGGAGAACCACUUUACAAUGCUAUAGUAUGGAUGGAUAUGAGAACAACAUCCAUUGUAGAUGAUAUAUUGAAGGGUAUACGCAAUAAAAAUAAGAAUUACUUGAAGCCACUUUGCGGAUUACCAAUUAGUCCAUAUUUUAGCGCAUUAAAAUUGAAAUGGUUGUUAGAGAAUGUACCUCGAGUUCAAGAAGCAUUAGCUGCUAAACGUCUCAUGUUUGGUACCAUUGAUUCCUGGCUAAUUUGGAAUCUAACUGGUGGUGCCAAUGGUGGUGUACAUAGUACAGAUGUGACAAAUGCUUCGAGAACAAUGUUAAUGAAUAUUGUGACAUUGAAAUGGGAUCCUACUCUAUUAUCAUUUUUUAAAAUACCUUCUGAAAUUUUACCUGAAAUACGAAGCUCUUCUGAGAUUUAUGGUUAUGUACAAGACGAAUUGUUGCAGGGUGUUCCUAUAUCAGGGUGCUUAGGUGAUCAACAAUCAGCUUUAGUAGGUCAGAUGUGUCUACAGCAAGGACAGGCAAAAAGUACUUAUGGCACUGGCUGCUUUCUUCUUUACAACACUGGAACAGCUAUUGUGGAUUCGUCCCAUGGUUUAUUAACGACAGUCGCUUAUCAAUUAGGAGCGCAUGCUUCUCCCGUGUAUGCUCUUGAAGGUUCUGUAGCUAUUGCAGGUGCCGUUGUACAGUGGUUGAAAGAUAAUCUUGAAAUACUAACUAAUAUAAAAGACUGUGAAACCAUUGUCGAGCAAAUGCCGGUAGGGCCCAAUCACAUUGUUUUUGUACCAGCAUUUGCUGGAUUAUAUGCUCCAUAUUGGAGGAAAGAUGCGCGAAGUGUCAUAUGUGGUAUUAGUGAAGAUACAACUAGUGCACAUAUUGUAAAGGCAGCUUUACAAGCGGUAUGCUUCCAGACAAGAGACAUUUUAGAAGCUAUGAAGGAAGAUACUGGUUUGAUGCUAACAAAGCUGUUAGUUGACGGUGCAAUGACAAAUAACGAUGUAUUAAUGCAAAUGCAAGCUGAUAUCUGUGGCAUUCCAGUGAUUAGACCAUUAAUGUGUGAAACUACUGCACUUGGAGUCGCAAUUGCUGCGGGUAGUGCAGAAGGAAUACGAAAAUGGGAUGUGAAGAUUGAUGCUGCUAUUCCCUCUGACAUCUUCUUACCAUUAAUAACUGAGAAUGAACGUGACAUUUUAUAUUCCCAGUGGAAAAUAGGUAUUGAUAAAAGUUUAGGUUGGGAGCCACUCCCAGAAAUAAGUGAUGAUACACAGGAUAUACAUAAAGCUACUGCGCCCGGUGUAUUUAUGAUUGGUACCAUAAUACUACUUAUGGUUGCUAAAUAUAGAUCUAUUUAA
This is a messenger RNA of Cyphomyrmex costatus, 1735 nucleotides long. Its product is annotated as glycerol kinase. The record is from RefSeq and is a predicted model, not a curated record. Bases 77 to 1735 code for a protein of 552 amino acids. Lineage: Eukaryota; Metazoa; Arthropoda; Insecta; Hymenoptera; Formicidae. Gene Ontology annotation, molecular function: glycerol kinase activity. Gene Ontology annotation, biological process: carbohydrate metabolic process; glycerol-3-phosphate metabolic process. The transcript has 10 exons. Gene Ontology annotation, cellular component: mitochondrion.